Messenger RNA from Dujonia railenensis, 3582 nucleotides. The record is from the annotation of a GenBank genome assembly. Lineage: Eukaryota; Fungi; Ascomycota; Pichiomycetes; Serinales; Debaryomycetaceae.
AUGGAGAAGGAGAAUACCAAAGAAGACCUCAAAAAGGAUGGGUUGACAGCCGUAUCUGAAAAUCAAGCGUACGCAAAAAAUAAACCAAUAGUAAACAAUAGCACUACUGCACCAACUAGUGGUAGCAGUGGGACAGUACCACCACCAACGCUAUCGAAGCCUAUUAUAUCGUCUAACUCUACUCCCAUAACAUCCGGGAUCUCAACACCAACUAGCGAAGGGGUAUUUAAGAUCCCGAAGAAGAUCGUCUUAACCUCCACUGCAAACGGUAGCAAUGCGAUACUCAACCCAAAUAACUCAGGUAGCUUGAAGUUAAAUAAAAAUGCUAUUGGAAACUUAAAUCAGUCGUUGAUGGCUAAGCAGAAGAUUAUAAAUAAAAAUGAGCCGUUGCCCAAAAGCCAUUCGAGCAUCUUAGAUAGCAUUGCCACUUCACCUAGGACGACCUCAUUCCCACUGUCAGUGAGUGGAACGCCAGCUGAGGAGAUUAGAAAUCCCAUAUCUUCGAGUUCACCUACAUCAUUGGCAUCUGGAGCGGCACAUCCUCCAAUCACUUCUGUUGAAGGUGCAGUGGCAUCUGGAUCUUCGACCAAUACCCCUGUUCCGACUCCUAGCACAAUACAAAGUACAAGCGAAGAAAUAUCUGAAGCAUCUACGCCACGGCCGUCUAAGAGCGAGAAGACUAAAAAGCUGAAUAAUCAAGUUUCCACUCGAACUGAUUUCUUUGCUGCCAAGUUAGCAAGCGCAGUUGAUGAUGUAGACAGCAGUGACAGUGAUGAAACGUUUGUUUAUGAAAAUAAUGCUCCAGGAUACGAUACCCAGAGUAUCUCCAACCACAGUAAUCAUGAAGGAGGCAGUAAUAACAAUAAUAACACUAAUAGUAAUAUCAGUACUGCUGCAGUUGGAUCUCCUAAUCUUGAAAAUAAGUCCAACAAUGGCAGUAUGAUGAAUGCACCGGGCGUUGUGGCUCCUGCCGGGAUGUCCCUUAGUAGCCCACCGAUUUUGGAUCAGAGCUACGAAGAUACCCACAAUAAUACGAUUAAUAGCAUAAGUACAAUUCAAACAGAAUUGCCACCUACAGACUCGACAACCACAACUUCCGCUAAUAAUAAUAAGAAUAGUACUAAUGCCAACCAUACUAAUACCAGCCAUGAUGAUGCGCUCAACAAUUCACAAACAACAACCAGUCAAAUCACAGAUAAAGUUGAGAUCGCAGAGGCUCCUGAAAGUGACAUACAUGAUGUAAAUGCCUCAAAUGCUCCUAAUAGUGAUAAAAAACCCCACAACAAUAGCACUAAUUCAAGUGCCAAUCCACAACCUAAUCCUACACCUACUGCCAAUAAUAAAGAUGCGGAACAUUUGCACCAACCAUUUUCAGGUUAUAUGGACAUCAACAGCAGUAAUACGUCAACUCCUUUGAUGGCCGGUAAAACUGAUUCCAUUCAGUCUUUACGUUCAAUUAAGUUCCCCAAGGCCAAUUCCAACCAGAAUUCGAAAGCACCUGUAAAUAACAAUGAACCCAAUGUAAACACCAUCACUCUGAAUAAGGAAGUGACUACCAUUAGCGGUAAGGAAAGGCCGCAGACCCAAAGAUCAAAUUCCAUGUAUUCUAUGUCACACCCAUCUUUGAAAGGCGUUACCACUGCCACAAUUACGACCAAUUACAAUGGCACCAAAAAUAACAGUGGCCAUGUAGAUGAAGAUGUACAUGGGAUUCAAGUGUCCCCCAAUGGAAGCACGAUUCUAGGAACUGUGAAUUCCAACAGCUUUAAUGAUGGCCAAGGUGGAAGCGGCACUGGCAUUGGUUUAUUUGAUGGGAGAUCAAGCUAUCAACCAUCAAGGGCUGGUACGAGCAUUAAUGAGACAUAUACUAACGAAGAUCGAUAUUCUUCCGAUGAUAUGGACGAAGAUGCGGAGGUAAUCGAGGAUGGUGGAUCUAACAGCGGGGAAUUCUAUGCGAAUGAAGCGGAUUCAACUUUAAAUGGAAAUAUGGAUGUUGGUCUUGGACCAGGCACUGGAAUAUCAUUAGCAACCAUGUCCCAAAGGCCACCACUUGUAUCUCCCAAUGGUGGAAUUGAAGGAAAUGAUAGCCCUUUAUUUGAGCAAAUCACUCAUAACAAUGUAUCGAAUUCAAAUUUUGGAGGUAUAAGUCAAGGUGGUACGAAUUCUGUAGUUAGCAAAUUGGGUGGUGAAGUUGGCGGGAAAAGAAAUAAAUCUUCAACCACAUCUUCAAGACUUAGAUCAACAACUUCAAAGUUGUUUGAUAAGAAAGGGUCACAGCCAAGAAGGUAUAGUAUUAUCCCUGAUGAUAUUGAUAUUGAAGACUUUGAUGAUGAAUUAAUAUACUAUGAUAAUAACAUCAGAUUCCCAUACAGCAAUAACAGUAUUAAUGGCAAUAGCGCCAUUAAUAACAACAAUCAAUUUAACGAAAAUUCUUCAUUAUUAGAUGGAGGAGUAGGAGGAAUCCCUGGAAGAAUUCCUCAUUACAGGUCACUAAACUUGAACCCUGCUAACAAUGGAGGAAAGAAGGUUUCCAAUUAUAAGAAUAAGCGUUAUCUCUCUAGCGGCCAACAAUUUUUGAGCAAUAAUAAUAGUGGAUCUAACACACCACCUAACGAGUUACCCAAUGCUAAUGCUGUAAAUAAGGACAUGUUUCCAUUCCCAUAUGGUGAAGCAAAUCAGCCUUACUAUUAUGACUUUGACGAAUACGAUGAGGCUGGUUCCCACUCAGAUAGUGUGGACAAUAACAAUUUCAAUAAGUUUGGUCGGAAAGGUUCGAGAAAUUUUUCAGGUUAUUCUGGAAAUGGUGGACAUCCUCAAUUAUCAGCGUCAAAUGGCCAUUUCUUCCUUCCAAGAAAGAGAUCAUCUAAUUUUAAAAAUCAAAGAGGAAGUUGUGUAAGGAGCUUUCUUUAUACGUUGAUUAGUAUUCUUGCUAUACUAUCAGUUGGAUUUAUCUUGGGCUUCAUCUUAGCAACUACUAAGGAACUUACUCAUGUUUCUGUUUUAUCGAUCGAUAAUACUUUGGUUAGUCAAGAUGAAUUGGUUUUCAAUAUUGUGAUUGAAGCCUUUAAUCCAGGUUGGUUCAGCGUUGAAAUCCAAGAGGUUGAACUUGAUAUAUUUGCUAAAAGUGGGUACUUACCUGAUCCAGAUGAUGGUGACAAUCCUGGUGACGGAGAUGGAGAAGAAAGUGAUGUCGAUGCAACAAAUUCCGUUAAUACCUUAGCAAAUAUUGGAGAUAAUCCAGAACUUGGAAUUAGAUCUGUUGAGACUGUAUUGCUAGGUUCCAUCUUUAAUUUAGAAACGCCUAUGUACUUUAGAGGUGGUUUUGUGAAUAGAUCGCCGAUCAAACAAGUUGCUGAAGUGAAAUUAGUUAAACCAGGAAGCAAUUUAUCAACAUUAUUUGAAAACGACAGCAACAAAACGGAACCUGAACUACCAGAUAAUUCUAAAAAAUGGGAAAUCAUAUCCAAAAAUCCAUUUGAUAUAAUUGUUAGAGGAUUAUUGAAGUACAAGUUGCCUUUAACAAAAAACUUGAGAUCUGUUGUUGUUAAGAAAACUUCGUAUGUGGAUCCAAAUGAUUCAUGA